AUGGGCAGGGAAGAGCUGAUAUUCCAUGAGCGCCUGGAACUUCUACGCAGUUCUGCUUUCGAAUCUGAGCAUGCCUGGCAAUACGACACAUCGUAUAUGGAACACGAAGCAGCCGCAGUAGCGCUUGAACAAGAGAUUGAACAGUCGUUAGCAAGCAUAUCGCCCGACGAGAACUCAGACGAACAAAUCCGGAUCAUCAAGACACAGAUCACAAUACACAGGGAACGGCAACGUGCCUUGAGGCCACAUUUGGAGAGUGGUAGUGGUGACUUCGACGGAUGGGGAAAUGAAUGCAUGUUCGUACCUGCGCCAAAUCAAUGGGGCGCAAAUGGGGACCUUGACGAAGAGAGCGAGACUUUGUCUUCUAUACACAAGCUACUCACCUGGCAGUCGUCGUCACCGAUAUCAGUCACACCACCAUACUCACUACUUUACGAUGAACUACCAUCCCCAGACAUCCCUUACUAUUCGAUGCUGGAUGCAUACCAAGCACCAACAAUCUACCAUCUUCAUCGCACACGGGAAUGGACUGGUCUCUCAGGCAGCCGCAAUUACGUGUACACAGCGCGCGAGCACUCCGACAAGUACGCUAUGUAUAUGCUCGAAGCUAUGCAUCGUGGCGAUAACCAAAUCACUGCUGCCGACUUCUCCAGAAUUGCCGAGUAUCCAAAGACAUGUAUACACAUACUCCUCUCUGGUAUCGAGAAGCAGCGUCUGUCCACAUCGUCGAAGGAUGCCGCCUACAAAUCCCGGUGUAUACAUCUGGAUGUCAAAGAUGCAUUUGCACAGUCCGUCAAAGAAUACCCGGACCGACAACAGAAGAUCCCAUGGUCACCACGGCGCUUCACUUAUGGAGGUCGACGUUUUGUGUGGAAGUCCGGAGACUCCAAGGAUGACUCGAUGCCUGAGACGCUGUACGAAUUUCGGAAUGAUUGGGCGAAGCCGGGUAGCCGAACUGGAAAGCGUUGCGAUGAUGCACAAACGACGAAGCUAGUAUGGGGUGAGAAGAAGAGGAGUGGGAAGGUCGACAGCUAUACAAUACAUUUCGCUGGCGGCAUGGACCAAGUGUUCAGGGAAAUCCUGCUUGCCAGCCAAAUGGCACGACAGAUCUGUUUGUUCACGGCGAUGAACUGA
Molecule: messenger RNA, 1134 nt
Organism: Macroventuria anomochaeta
Lineage: Eukaryota; Fungi; Ascomycota; Dothideomycetes; Pleosporales; Didymellaceae
Exons: 2
Coding region: 1-1134 (377 amino acids)
Source: RefSeq, a predicted model, not a curated record